AAGCUGACUGUUCUAUGACGUCAUUUUCCGCAAAAUUCUCCCGCAUUUAGACAUUUUUGUUUUAAUAGUAAACAUGAGUCUUUGGGUAGACAAGCACCGUCCUAACUCUUUACAUAAGCUUGAUUAUCAUAAGAGUCAAGCUCAGCAUUUGAAAAAGCUUGUUGCAGGAGGUGAUUUUCCCCACUUGUUAGUGUAUGGACCUUCUGGAGCUGGCAAGAAGACUCGCAUUAUGUGUGUAUUGAAGGAAUUGUAUGGAUCAGGAGUGGAAAAACUAAGAAUAGAGCAACAUCAUUUUACAACACCUUCAAAGAAAAAAUUGGAGAUUUCCACAAUAUCAAGCAAUUAUCACAUCGAAGUUAACCCCAGUGAUGUGGGCAACAAUGAUCGUGUAGUGAUACAAGAAUUGAUUAAAACAGUUGCACAGGUCAAUCAGCUUGAAACAUCUGCACAAAGGGACUUUAAAGUUGUUGUGUUAACUGAGGUUGACAGACUGACAAAGGAUGCACAGCAUGCACUACGUCGCACUAUGGAGAAAUACAUGGCAACUUGUCGUCUUAUCUUGUGCUGUAACUCCACAAGUAAAGUCAUACCAGCUAUAAAGAGCAGAUGUCUAGGAAUACGAGUUCCAGCUCCUUCUGUAGAUGAGGUAUGUCAGGUUCUACAGUCUGUGUGUAAGAAGGAAGGCCUAAGUUUGCCACUAGAGCUUGCCAAGAGAAUAGCUGAGAAAAGUAACCGUAAUCUUCGACGUGCAUUGCUCAUGUGUGAGGCAUGCAGAGUUCAACAAUACCCAUUUAGUGCUGACCAGACAGUAAGUGAGCCAGAUUGGGAGGUGUAUCUGAGAGAUACUGCCAAUAUGAUAGUUCAGCAACAGAGCCCUAAAAGAUUGUUUGAAGUGCGAGGUCGACUGUAUGAACUGCUGACACAUUGCAUUCCUGCUGAUGUUAUAAUGAAGGGUUUGCUACAGAACUUGAUCAAUAGUUGUGACGGGGAGUUGAAAACCGAGGUUAGCCAGACAGCAGCGUACUACGAACAUAGACUUCAGUUAGGACAGAAAGCAAUCUACCAUUUAGAGGCAUUUGUGGCUAAAUUUAUGGCGAUUUAUAAACGAUUCCUUGAAGAAGGCAUAGCAGACAUAUUUUGAGUGGCAAGUGCUAGCUAAUCUUGAGUGACUGAUGUUGUUUUAAAAAUUCAUCUCGAAAGAAACUGGAGAAAAAAGCUUGAAUUGUGUUAAGAACUCAUAAAUAACAAAUAGUGUUCAGUGGCAAAAAAAAACCUAGAUUGUGACAGCUUAUCUGAAAUAAGCUUCCUUGGUUAGAACUCUUCACAAAUAUAUGUAAGAAAGGAGGGAAUUACUCUGAAACAUAAUCUGUUAGUCCUGUCUUAACACUGAAGUGCUGCUGUUGCAAAAUAAUGGGAUUUUCACCAUAUCUUAGUAUAAUCUACAAAUAACUUUGGCCAAAAAUAUUCUUCCCAAUAAUACCUAAAAUACUUUUAUUACAAAUAUGGAAGUUAUAUUGUAUUUAGUAUAUAUUUUAUAAUUCUACAAGAAUCCUGUCCCAUCAGUUUUGUCACUUUUAAGGAGGUAGGUUACGUUCAUAUUUGUAUGUGCGCAUGUCCAACCGGAAGCUAACGUGACGAUUUACGACGACGUUUACGACAAAUUAAAUGUGUUUGUAUAUUCAUUCUCCUGAAAACAAAUCAUGAACCUGCUUCCAGUCUGAUACUUUAUGGUUUAAUAAUGCAGAAAUAAUGAAUCAACUGCCGCAGAAACGCUUCAAAACAAUGUUGCUAUAAAAUGACGUCAUUGACGUCAUGACGUUACGUGUCAGUUACCGCGAAAUUAAUAGCUUUUAUCUUGAAAGUACGUAAUUCUGUGCAUUUUCUUUAUUUUAACUAUCUUCAAAUAACAAAUAUUUGCUGAAAUAUUUGUUAUGAAUCUUUUGCUCUGAAUAAUCAACAUUUUGCUUCUUUUAUGUAGUUAUAUUGAAACGUUAUGCGGAUUGUAAGAAAAUGGAUGAUGGUAACCAAUAUUAUCUGGAAUAUAGUUGGAUGAAAGGUUACUUGUAACGGCCAUUUUCAAAUAAAAAAUCUAGCAGUUUGAUUUGUAAUACCUAUUUUUCAGGUUCCGUUGAUAAUUUGUUACUUAUAUACUAAAAUAAGAUCUAAAACUGUUCAAAUUUCAGUAGAAAAAUGUAGUUCCUUAAAUUUAAUUGAUGUUACCAUGGAAACGAAGCCCGUGACCUAUGUAUCUAAAUGUAAAAUUCAAAAGCGUUGACACUGGUCUAUUUAAGAAACACAACUUCGGCUUUUUAUUUUCAUUUCAACAAUAUCCAUUAGAAUAAUAUCAGCAUGCUGAACGAUUUUUCCAUGAAAAAUGCCAGGCGAGGGGUACUGCCGUAUGUAUUCUAAGCUGUGAAAUUUGUUUGAAUCAAUGCAAAUAACAAGAAAAUAUAACUUACGUUAGAAAUAAUAUGUUUUAAAGCUACAUUAACUAGAAAGAUAAUCUUAUUCAAUAUUUUUUUAUAAGAAAUUACGACAAAAAGCAAGAUAUAAGCUAUUUUAAACAUCUCUGUUGCCAUGGUUACUGUAAACGUUAAGAAUAAUAGGGUACCAUGUAAAGUGCAUGGUAUUUUGCUAAUAAUAUUUCCCAACUAUUCCAUGUUAGUCAUUAACAGAAUGCCACUUAGGCCGUCGAAAACGCCUAUUUUUAUACAUAGUUGUUUAAAAAUGAGAGAAAAUGCGUUACCAUGGAAACACGAGCCCCGCGACAUAUGCAUUUAAAGCUUAUAUUAGAAAGCUAACGUGCAUACUAGUAAAAUUAUCAAUUAUGCAGACUUCUACGGAUAUCAAUGAAACUAAAAUACACUGAAAAGUGUUAAAUAUCCGUAUUUUCCUUCUUCUUUUAAUAUGAAAUAUCUUUAGAGGGUCAUGUUCUUCAAACCUAGAUAAAAAUUGAAUUUGAAGGGGCAGAGACAAACGAAAUUGAGAUUGUAGCAGGUCAAACUCCAUAUUACACGAAAUGCAAAAAAAUGCUACGGUUCAACUAACUUGAAUUUAACCUUGUAACAAGGUAACCUACCUCCUUAAUGAAGACUUUUGAUACAAAGUACAGUUGUGUUACAGAGCAUAGAAUUAAAAAGAAAAGAUGUUAGCAAACUUCACCCACCCAGCCUUAAAUUAGAAACACUUGUCCUAACCCCCCUGCAAAAUUUCUCAUGUCUUCCAUGGAAAAUUAAGUUUUGUCAUGAAAUCAUUUUGAAGUAUUUUAAAGCACUAGAAAUACACAGGAAGGUUGCAAGAAGUAAAACACAAGAGGAUUUUCAGAGUGGGUGUAUGGAAAUUUACUGGCAAACAUUUUUAUUGUGUGUGUAUUUAUUACUAUUUAAGAUAGCAAAAUUAUUUUUUUUUUUCAAAAACUAGCUGAUACCAGUCAGUUUUACAUCUUUUGUACGAUUGGGUUGGUUUAUACAGAUAUGAAAAUAGAUUAUACAGGUGCUUAGUAGUUGGGGCUGGGAGGAGGGGAUUCAAUUGUUCCUCAUCCCAUGUGUCUGCCUUUAAUGGCAGACCUCAUCACAAGGAUUGAGGAAAUAAACCUAUUUUAAGGUUGUAAUACAGUAUGUACAAAUAUUAGUGUUAAAUGAUAUAAAUGGAAUGGGAAACAUCACUUUUGAAGAUAAUUCUUACUCAAAUUGUAUUACGGUCUUGUGUUUUGAAUAAAAUAAAUAUGACCUAA
Messenger RNA from Mercenaria mercenaria, 3733 nucleotides. RefSeq names its product replication factor C subunit 3-like. Gene Ontology annotation, molecular function: ATP hydrolysis activity; DNA binding; DNA clamp loader activity. Gene Ontology annotation, biological process: DNA repair; DNA-templated DNA replication. The transcript is spliced from 8 exons. Gene Ontology annotation, cellular component: DNA replication factor C complex; nucleus. NCBI's taxonomy places the organism in Eukaryota, Metazoa, Mollusca, Bivalvia, Venerida, Veneridae. The record is from RefSeq and is a predicted model, not a curated record. The coding region runs from base 74 to 1141 and encodes 355 amino acids.